Messenger RNA from Debaryomyces tyrocola, 303 nucleotides. The record is from the annotation of a GenBank genome assembly. NCBI's taxonomy places the organism in Eukaryota, Fungi, Ascomycota, Pichiomycetes, Serinales, Debaryomycetaceae.
AUGAAAUUAGAUUAUGUCUUAGCUUUACAACCAGAAGAUUUCUUAGAAAGAAGAUUACAAACCCAAGUCUUCAAGUUAGGUUUAGCCAGAUCUAUCCACCACGCCAGAGUCUUGAUCACCCAAAGACACAUUGCCGUUGGUAAGCAAAUCGUCAACGUCCCAUCCUUCAUGGUCAGAUUAGACUCCCAAAAGCACAUCGACUUCGCCCACAACUCCCCAUACGGUGGUGGUAGAGCCGGUAGAGUUAAGAGAAGAAACCAAAACAAGGAAUCCGGUGACGGUGACGCUGAAGAAGAAGAAUAA